This is a messenger RNA of Oldenlandia corymbosa var. corymbosa, 1485 nucleotides long. NCBI's taxonomy places the organism in Eukaryota, Viridiplantae, Streptophyta, Magnoliopsida, Gentianales, Rubiaceae. The record is from the annotation of a GenBank genome assembly.
AUGGAGUUUGAACUCUCCUUUUUGUGUAUUUUCCUCUUCAUUGCUUCCCUCAUUUUGUGCAUCUUAUUAUCUACAAGAAACUCAAAAUCCAUCUUCAAUAAUUUGCCACUCCCUCCCGGUUCGACCGGUCUACCGGUACUUGGAGAAACAUUAGAGUUUUCCUCAAUGGGGAAGAGAGGCAUUCCUGAAAAAUUCUUGAUGGAUAGGAUGAACAAAUACUCACACCAAGUGUUCAAAACCUCAUUACUAGGUGAAAUAACUGCGGUUUGUUGUGGUGUUUCCGGUAAUAAGUUUCUCUUCUCGUCUUCUCAUCAAAACAAUGACCUCAUUGCAUUUUCAUGGCCUAGUAGCGCCAAGAAAAUCUUCCCGCAUUCGGGAGAAACUACGAAAACAAUUAAUCACAACGCGAUGAGAUUCCGUAGCAUAUUCUUUGGAUUUUUCAAGCUGGAAAUGCUACAAAAUUGUGUCGUGUUGGUUGAUGUUGUUGCUAAAGAACACUUGGAAAAUCAUUGGAAUAUGGAACAAAAAGAAGUCAAUGUUGUAUCAAUGGUGAAGCUGUUUGCCUUUACAUCCGCAUGUCGGCUAUUUUUGAACCUAGAAAAUCGUGACGAGAUCGAUCACUUGGCAGCGCCAUUCGAAGAAAUCGUUGCCGGGAUUUUCUCAAUUCCAGUCAACCUUCCCGGGACAGCAUGUCGCCGGGGAAUCAAAGCCGCGAAUGCCAUUAGAAAGAAGCUAGUUGAAAUUAUUAGAGAAAAAAAGAAAAAAGGCAUGAUGGAUAAUCAAGAUUGUUUGUCACAUUUACUAACAGUGACGGAUGGUAAUGACAGAUUGUCAACCGAAUUAGAAGUUGCUGAUCAAAUUUUGGCUUCACUAGCUGGGAGCAGGGAUUCCACAACUUCAGCAAUCACUUUUAUCAUGAAAUAUCUUGCUGAAUUCCCUCAUAUCUACCACGAAGUCUUGAAAGAGCAAAGAAGUAUAGCAGAAGCAAAAUCUUCUUCAGGGGAGCCACUUAACUGGAAAGACCUACAGAAAAUGAAGUACACUUGGAAUGUGGCUAGUGAAGUAUUGAGAUUGUUGCCUCCAGUUCAGGGAAAUUUCCGAGAGGCCUUAGUUGACUUGAAUUAUUCAGACUUUUUCAUUCCCAAGGGAUGGAAGCUAUAUUGGAGUCCGCAUACCACACAUCGAAACCCGGAAUAUUUUCCAGAACCAGAAAAGUUUGAUCCAUCAAGAUUUGAAAGAACGCAUCCAAUUCCUUACGCUUAUGUUCCUUUUGGAGGAGGAUCGCGAGUGUGCCCGGGCAAAGACAUUGCGCGAUUAGUCAUACUUGUGUUUAUGUACAACGUUGUUGGGAAAUUUAGAUGGGAAAAGAUGAUCCCUGAUGAGGAAAUUAUGGUGUUACCUGUUCCUUUUCCAGUAAAGGGACUCCCUAUUCGUCUGUAUCCCAAUCAAAAAUCUUAAUUGUAAAGAUAAAUUAUAGAAUUCAAG